GGCAGACACUCAGAUAGUAAUUAUUCCACAAAUCAGAUAAACUGGUAAACAACAUAAAAUAAUCUAUUUAGCACUGGCUGCUUCAAAAACAAUCUACCCAUAAUUAAAAUUAAAAUUCCAUUGUGAGCGGAGUAAAAUUCGACAAGAGGAAUUUUCUCCCCCAAACUGAACCCUGAAUCUAUAUAUAUUUUCAUGUGAAAAUGACACGACAUGCACGAAAUUGUACUGCUGGAGCUGUUUACACGUAUCACGAGAAGAAGAAAGAUGCUGCAGCCUCUGGUUACGGAACACAGAGCGAGAGAGUCGGCAAAGAUUCCGUGAAGAAUUUUGAUUGUUGCAGUUUAACUUUACAACCUUGCAGAAAUCCAGUUGUCACCAAAGAGGGUUAUUUGUUUGAUAAAGAAGCUAUCCUGGAGUACAUUGUUUCGAAAAAGACAGAAUACACUCGAAAACUAAAGCAUUAUGAGAAACAAUUGAAGAAGGAGGAUGCAGAGAAAGCAGAGUUAGCAGCAGCAGAAAAGGAGGCAAAAUUGAUAAAGUUUAUGAAUAGGGAAAAGAAUAUAUCCUCUAACAGUGGCUCUAAGUCUUCUGUGAAUGCACCUUCAACGUCAACCUCAAGCUCAGUUUCUAACCUGGCGAAUGGUAAAGAUAAGGAACUGCCAAGUUUCUGGGUGCCAUCACAGCUACCUGAUGCUAAGGUAUCCAAGCUUGAGAAACCAGAUCCAACAGUGUACUGCCCUAUUAGUAGUAGACCAUUAAAAAUGAAGGAUCUAAUUGAAGUGAAGUGGACUUUAGUGAAUGAUCCUGAUGACAAGAAGUCACUUAUAGCCAAGGAGAAUAGAUAUAUGUGUCCAGUUACACAUGACAUCUUGAGUAAUGCUGUGCCAUGCGCUGUUAUCAGAACAACUGGCCAUGUUGUCACAAUGGAAUGUGUAGAGAAGAUCAUAAAGAAGGACUGGCUCCAUCCACUCUCUGGAGAUAAACUGAAAGAGAAGGACAUCAUACCCAUGCAGAGAGGUGGCACUGGAUAUGCCCUCACUAAUCAGAAUUUAGAAGGGAGGAAUGAAAGACCUGUAUUACAGGCUUAGAAUUAUUUACUUAGCAAUAAAUAAUAGUAACCCAAGACAAUACACAUAGCGCCAUCUAGUUCCAAACUAACUAGACUAUUAUGGGUCCUAAACAACUUAGAGAAAUACUUUUUAUACAUAAACAGCAUAUAUAGAAAACACCCAGUACACCCAUACUA
Molecule: messenger RNA, 1246 nt
Organism: Achroia grisella
Lineage: Eukaryota; Metazoa; Arthropoda; Insecta; Lepidoptera; Pyralidae
Product: nitric oxide synthase-interacting protein homolog
Exons: 2
Coding region: 201-1088 (295 amino acids)
Cellular component (GO): nucleus
Molecular function (GO): ubiquitin protein ligase activity
Source: RefSeq, a predicted model, not a curated record